Panicum hallii is the source of this 1032-nucleotide messenger RNA. Its product is annotated as serine/arginine-rich SC35-like splicing factor SCL28. NCBI's taxonomy places the organism in Eukaryota, Viridiplantae, Streptophyta, Magnoliopsida, Poales, Poaceae. The record is from RefSeq and is a predicted model, not a curated record. Gene Ontology annotation, molecular function: RNA binding. The coding region runs from base 101 to 829 and encodes 242 amino acids. The transcript has 7 exons.
UCUCUCUCCAAAAAAUAGAAGACCCUUGAGCCAAACCCCGGAGAAACCCUAGCAAAGCCGGUUCCUCCUCUCAGGCGCGGCGCAGCAUCCGCGACGAACGAUGGCCGGCUACCGCAGCCGGAGUCCGAGCCGGAGCUAUAGCCCUCGGAGGCGAUACAGCCGGAGCCCUCCUAGGCCCAAGCGCUACGACGACCCCCGCGACCGCUACCGCGUGGGUGGGGGCGGCGGAGGCGGAGCCCGGCGUGGGUACGGUCGGCCGUCGGCGCAGUCCGGUCUCCUCAUCCGCAACAUCUCCCUCACAGCCAGGCCAGAAGAUAUUCGUGUUCCGUUUGAGCAAUUCGGCCCUGUAAAAGAUGUCUACCUUCCAAGAAACUUCCACACCAGGGAACUUCGUGGUUUUGGAUUUGUUAAAUUUCGCUACCCUGAGGAUGCUGCGGUGGCCAAGCAAGAGAUGAAUCAUCAAAUUAUUGGUGGCCGAGAGAUUUCAAUAGUUUAUGCUGAAGAGAAUAGAAAAACACCCCAAGAAAUGCGCAUGAGAACAAGAAUAAGUGGUAGGUACAUAGACAGAAGGUACACAAGGCGAUCGCUAUCUAGAUCUCCAAGGUCUCAUUCCCACUCUUAUUCACCCUCACUAUCUCUGGCGAGGCAUGACUUCAGGGGCAGGGACAACCGUGACAAUUACUCGCCUGGGGGUUCAUACUCUCCUCGUCCUCGGAAUAACAGGCACUACAGAUCAGGUAGUCGAUCUCCAAGCCCAGAUGGGUGCAAACCUCAGAUGUCACCAAUCACCGAUGGGCAUGGUCCAGCUGCUGUAUCCAGCCCCAGAUAAUAUGGUGCCAUUUGGGAUGCUUUGGAAUGGAGGUGGGAGGAUGGAAACUGCAGACGCCUUCGUUUGAUCAAUCUUCCCUAGAAGAGAUCAGUAGGUUUUUAGUAAAACAUGCUUGUAUGGGUGAUGCUUUCGGUUGACACAAACAACAGUUUCUUUUGUGAUGCAGCUUUUGUGCUUUUCAAACUGAUGUUACCGCGAUGGAA